AUGGUGCCCCAGGCAGCUUGGGAGGCGGGCCAACCUGGCUCGCACAGCAAUUUUCAGAGUGCCAGGGUCAGCAUGGGCGAGGAGGAGCCCGCCUCCUGCGCCACCACCUCCGUGCCGGUCAUGGUGAUGCUGCCGCUUGACACGGUGAACGCAGACGGCGUGUUUCGCUACGCCUCCUCCAAGUGGUUUUUACCCGCCAUUCGCCAGCUGGCGGCCACUGGCAUCCACGGCGUGGCCGUUGAUGUGUGGUGGGGAGCCGUGGAGAGGUCGCCCAGGAGGUAUGACUGGAGUGGUUACCGCCAGCUCUUCUCCGCAAUAAAGCCCCUGGGCCUAAAAUUCCAGGUGGUGAUGAGCUUUCAUGCCUGCGGGGGCAAUGUUGGGGACAACGCCCUGGUGCCCCUCCCACCCUGGGUCCACAAGGUCGGCGACAGCGACCCUGACAUCUUCUUCACCGACCGGCCCCGGGAGUCGAGCCCCGGGCAACGCAACCGGGAGUACAUUUCCUGGUUUGCAGAGACGGAGCCGGGCUUGCUUCGAGGUCGCUCCGUCAUGGAGUGCUACAUUGACUUCAUGAGGGCAUUCCGGGACGAGUUCAUGGGCGAGCUGGGCUCGCUCAUAGAGGAGGUAGUUGUCGGGUCUGGUCCGUGCGGAGAGCUGCGAUACCCAGCCUACCCAGAGACAAACGGCUGGCGCUUUCCUGGCAUCGGCGAAUUCCAGUGCUAUGACAGGCGGGCCUUGGCCAGCCUGGCGCGCGCCGCAGGUGCCGCCGGCCACCCGGAGUGGGGGAACUCUGGCCCUUCAAACGCUGGGAGCUACAAUUCACAUCCAGAGGAGACGGGCUUUUUCCAGACCUGGAAUGGGGGUUGGCAGUCCCCGCAGGGCGAGUUUUUCCUGGGCUGGUACUCGGACGCCCUCCUAGAGCAUGGGGAGCGUAUGCUCACGGCCGUGACUUCCGUGUUCAACUCCCCAGGGGGCUCAAGCAGCGGUGACCCCUCGCCCCGCAGCUCUGACACGAUGGUGGGGUCGCCCCACACCUCGGUCGGGGUCGGAGGCACCCCCCCGCCGGCAAAUGGCACCCCCGACGGAAUGAUGGCCGCCGUCAGUUUCGCCGGCAUGGCGUCGCCCGGCGGCGCGGGAGGGUUCAACGGCCCCUUUGGCAGCGCCAGCCUGCUGCCCCCCGCCGCGCGGCCCGACCAGGACCACGCCGCGGAGCUGACGGCGGGCUACUACAACACGCCGGAGCGCGACGGGUACGCCGCGCUGUGCGCGCUGUGCGCGCGCCACGGCGCAGCGGCCACGCUGACCUGCGUGGAGAUGUGCGACGCUCAGCACCCGCCCGAGGCGCUGUGCGGGCCGGAGGGCGUGCUGCGACAGGUGCGCGAAGCCGCCGCUGCGCACGGCGUGCCGCUGGCGGGCGAGAAUGCGCUGCCCUGCUUCAUGCCGGCCUCCGUGGACGAGGCCGCGCUGGCGCGCAUCCUGCCGCCCCUGAGGGGCUGCACCUUCCUCAGGCUGACCCGGGAGCUGAUGGCGCCCUCCUACCAGGAGCACUGGGUGCGCUUCAUGGCACAGAUGAAGGUCAACGAGUCUGCUCGGCCAUCUGGCGACUCGGUGCCCCUGCACACGCUGCUGGUCACACCCGUGGCCGCGUCGCCCAGCGACCCGGUGGUACUGGUGCGCUGGGGAGGAGGCCCCACCGCCCUCGUGGCCGCCGCCACCGCCAGCGAACUAGUCGUUGUCUCCCUGGCCGGCACCCUAGGGAUUGGCCCCUGGGAGAGCCACGCCGGGACAAGGACGGGCAAAGUGGUAGCGCGCCGGCCCCUGCCCUCCCCUCUCUCAGGCUGCAGUUGGACGGCUCGAGUCGACGGUCUGUUUGUGUGCCUGGCAGACGGCACGCUGAGCAUGCUGCGCCUGGACUGGCCUGCGCGCCGCCUGACGGAGCACUGGACCAUCCGCCCGCCGGAAGCACAGGGCACGCUGGCAGCGGGGCAGUCGCCGGCAGCGCCCGCCGCCUCGGCGGCUGCGCCCGCCUGCCGCGACCCGGCCGUCUCCGUCUGGUGGCCGCCGGCAGAGUCCGGCGCGCAGGGCUCGGGCGCGCGGCGCGAGAAGCUGCGCCACCCCUGCCCCGUCCUGGGCCUGGCCUGGAGCCGGCGCUUGGACUCCUUCUUCUGCAUGGCCAUGGUCAUCCAGGGCCCCGCCCAGGGCUUUUACCCCGGCAGCCUGCGCGCCGCCUGGGCUGAGGAGGAGCCUGAGGGCCCGCCCGGGAUGGAGCCGGCUGGAACCGCACCCCACAUAUCCACGCUGACGCGGGUGCACGUCGUGCGCGCGCUGCAGGCGGUCGUGGUUUCUUCCUGGCGCGCCGAGGAGGGUCCCAGCAGUGCCGGCCCGGGCGCCGUCACCUCCGCGCAGGCGGUGCUCUGGGGCCAGCUGGAGCAGCGGAGGCCGAGGGGGGCGCACCACAUGGACAGCCCUCCAAGUCUGACGUGCCGCCUGGAGGCGCGGGAGGGGUCCAGCACGAUCCUGGUCAGGAUUGACUGCAGCCGCUUCGCCACGGUCCCGGCCGCCGUCCAGGAGCCCGGCACCUUCUUCCGGCCUAGGCCCACCCCCCGCACCGCAGGGCUUCCGCCCGCUCUGACCCUGCUGAGCGCCUGGCGCGGCGCCGCCACGGGGCAUGCGACUCCAGUCAUAGACAUCGCAGGGAGCCCCUACGGCGGCCAGCUGGGCAGCCUGGACUCCGGCGGGCCCGCCUCCGAUGGCGACACGCGUUCUCGGCCCUUGCGGCGCCGCUGGCGGACGCAGGACGCCGCGCUGGCGCUGGCGACGACGGGCGACCUGGUGGUCGUGGGCGGGACCGGGGACGCGCUCGUGGAGGCCCUGCCGCCCGGAACGCGGGCUGUGGCCCUGCACGCGAUUGCGGUGGCGGGCGGGGACCGUGGGGCGGCGCUCCUGCUGCUGGAAACCGCGGCGCAGGAUCGGGCCGGCCCACGCCUGGCCUGGACGCUGCGCUGGGGGAAAGAGCGCUCGCUGACGGGCUGCGCUGAAGGGGCCUGGGGCGGGGCGGAGCAUGUGCGAGUGCUGGGCGCAGGUUUGGAUCUGCUGCUGAGCGCCGAGCGGGGAGCGCUGCGCGCCUGGCGCGCGGUCGAGCGCGACGGCGAGAGCGGGGCGGAACUGGUGCCGGCGGGGCUGUAUGCGCUCCCCGACGAAGCAACCGUGCUGGUGGCGGCGGCGGGGGCCUGUGGCCUGGUGGCGGCCCUCACGGGCGGUCCCGCGCUGGCAGACUCUACACCACUCGCGGAUGCCUCUGCUGGAAAGAAAGCUGCCGACCCCCCCACGUUGCUGCUGCACGUCUGGCGCGGCAGGCACGCCGCCGUCCAGACGCUGCCGCCCCUUGCGCGAGACGGAGUUACAACAGCGGCCUCCUUGGCCUGGGUGCCGCAUGCCGUGGCACCGGCCCUGGCAGUGGUGCUGGGUGCCGAUGCGCUGCUGUACUGCCAGCAGCCUGGCGGAAGGACGAUAGCGGCCAGGCAUGGGCCCCUGCCGGCGCACGGCGCCACGACGCUGGCAGCGCUGCUUGCCUGUGGGGCGCCUGGGGUGGCGGUCCACCUCCUGAUCGCUCGAGCUGCUGCGCUGGAGGGCGGUGCGCCGGGUGGCGAGGCCGAAGCCGCGCUGCAGCGGGCGCUGGCGGCGCUGUGGGCGGCGUGGAGCGUCGCGCUGCGCCUUCCUGCCCUCCUGGCCGGCCUCAGGGAGGCGACAGCGACGCAUGUUCAUGGCUGGGAGCGAGAACGAAACGACCCAGACCUGCCGGACCCCGAGCGGGUGACCGCAGCGAUUUGUCGCCUGGGUAGCAAUGGCGGCGGGGCUUUGGCGAGGGUCCUGGCUGCCAGCGAUUCCGCAGGGCAUGCCCGCCUCGACCCGGCGGGCAGGGCCUUCCUGGACCUAGCACGUGCGGCGGGCCACCACGGCAUGCCACAGGGCGGGCUGGCAGCUUCCCUGCAGCUUCACUCCGGCCUGGGUCUGGAGGCGGUGGUCUGGGCACUCAUGUCAGGUACCCAGGAGGUGCUGCUGGAGGAGGCGCUGCCGAGCCUGGCUGCAGCAGUCGAUGGCAGCACAGCAGCGUCCGAAUCCGGCCCCAGCGCCGCCCCGAGCUUCUUGGGAACGAGGGCCGACGCCGGGCAUGCCCAGCCGCCGACCUGGGAGGCCCUGAGGGCUGCCGGGGCCGGCUUCUGGCUGCGCGACCCGGGGCUGGUGCUGGAUGUCGGCGAGAAGCUGGCCAAGGCCCAGUUCGCCGCGGCGCGGAAGCCGGACGCGUGCGCCCUGCUGUACGUCGCCCUGGGCAAGAAGGCGACGCUGCAGGGCCUGUACCGCACCACCAACGCGCGCAAGCAGGCCGAUUUCCUGGGGCGGGACUUUGGCCUGCCCGCCAACGCGCAGUCCGCCGCCAAGAACGCAUUCGUCCUGCUGGGCCAGCACCGCUUCUCCCUCGCGGCGGCCUUCUUCCUCCUGGGCGGCCACGUGAGUGAUGCGCUAGACGUGUGCGUGCGCGAGCUGAGCGACCUGCAACUGGCGCUCUUCAUACGGCGCAUCGUCGUGCUGGUGAUGGGAGGGAAGGGCGGCGGCGUGGACCACGCGAGUGGACCCAAUGCACCCGCAGCCCCACAUCACCUGGAAGACUGGGGCUGGGGGGCGGCAGCCCGCGCGGCGCUGCUGGGCGACGAUGCCGGUCUGCUUUGCGCGCUGUGCUGGCGUGUGCGCUGGGAGAGGGGCGGCGCCCUGGCUGCCGCGCAGCUCCCCGCCCUCGCCGCCGCCCUGCUCCCGCACAUUGUGGGUGUGGAGGCUGCUGUGUAUGAUGUCAAACGUGAACGUGAUGGCGAUGCCAUCGAUGAUGCCGACCACGCGACCCUCCUGGCCCAGCAACUGCGUGGGGCGCUGACCGCGGCCGCCACAAGUCUGGACGCGGCGCGGUUGCCGCUGUUGGCACUGGGCUCCGCCGCCGCGGCCAUCGCGAUCGGCCCGGCCGCGAAGGAGGGCGAAGAGACUGGACUAAGUAAAACACUUGACCCUCUCACGCCGUUUCUCGCCCGCCUGGCCGCCAGCGCCCUGGAGAUGGCGUUUGCGCCGGAGGCCCUGCCCGAGCGGCUGGGGUCGGAGCGGGACAGCAGCUGCAGCACGCUGGGGCUGGGCGCGCUUUCCAGAGUCAGCUCCUCCUCGCGGGGCGGGGGGGAGGGCACGGCAGCGGCGGCCUGGGAGCUGAAGAGGCAGCCCAUUGUCUGUGUGGACGGCGACCGGUGCGGGGCGCUGGCGCUGUGCUCGCUGACCUCCCCUGACGAGUUGGGGGGCAGGGCUCUCGUGGUGUCCACCCACCGCCACGGUCUCGUGGCCAGUGACGUCAUUCCCCUGGAAAGCGCGGCGCACAGGGGCGCGGCCGAGGCCGGGUCCAGGCCGGAGACCCCGGUCUCCACCCCCGACGUCGGCGGCUUUCAGGCGCCAGCGGCGCAGGGCGGCAUCUUUUCGCGCAUCAUCUCCCACAUCUUCGACCAGGCCAGCUGGGAGGAAAGCGAGAAGUGGGGAUCCAGCACGAUGGCCGAGUCCGAUCUUGGGUUUGGGGGCUUCGUCGGCGGGCCCACCAGCCCCCACACGCCACCGGCCCGCGGCCACAUCGACGGCCUGCCGGAGCUGGGCAGCAUGCACGCCAGCGCCCUCUGCGCCCACCCCACCCGCCAGUUCUUCUUGAGCGCGGAUGGGCACGGCUUCGUGCACCUCUGGCAGUUUGGCGAGCGCGAGGCCUUGGCCUCUUUCACCCCCCUCCCCCCGCCCGACCUGGCCUCCUGGGGUUCUGGUUCCCUCCUCUCCAUGGGCUCCCGCCUCUUCUCCGGCUCGCUGACCAGCCAGCUGGGGGGCUGGGGCUGCUGCCAGGACCUGGCAUGGUCCCCCGCCGCCGACGCCUUUGCCGCGGUGGGUGAGGGCGGCGUGGUCGCCACCUGGCGCCUGGGCCGGCCCAAGGGUGUGGAUGCCGACGGCCACGCCUGCGCCGAGUGGUGGCACCAGUGCCUGGCCCGGAAGGGGCGGGCGGUGACAUACAUCGACGAGGCCGUCCUGGCGGUGGGCGGGGAGGAUGCGUCCGGAAACCUGGUGCUGUGGGAUUCGCGUGCCUGCAGCGCCGUGGCGCGCCUCCACCCGACCACCCCCGGCGACGGUGUCACGCGCCUGCUGGGCCCGAGUUCGGGGCUCUGGAGCCUGGCGGCGGGCACGGUGGGCGGCGCGGUAGUGGCCCUGGACCUACGGCGGCUGAGCGGCGCCGCCGCUCAGCCGGCGGCUGUGGGGGCGGGGGCACCGCCCGCGCUGCUGUGGCAGGCGGCGCACAAGAAGGCCGGGGCGGUGACGGCGCUGACGCGCCUGGCCGGCGGCUGGGUGGCGGCCGGGUACGCGGAUGGCGACCUGCGCAUGUUUGAUCCCGGCCUGCCGUCCGCGCCGCUGGUGCUGAGGGAGGAGCGGGCACACGGCGCGCGAUCCCGGCGGCGGGCGGCGGUUAGCGGCCUGGCGGGGUGCCCCGAGGGCCUGGUCAGCGCGGGGGCCGACGGGGCCGUGUUCCUCUGGACCCUGGAGCGUAGCCCUGAGGGCCAGUCCAGCGAUUACAAUUGA
Auxenochlorella protothecoides is the source of this 6636-nucleotide messenger RNA. RefSeq names its product Beta-amylase 1, chloroplastic. The transcript is spliced from 26 exons. Bases 1 to 6636 code for a protein of 2211 amino acids. Gene Ontology annotation, biological process: polysaccharide catabolic process. Lineage: Eukaryota; Viridiplantae; Chlorophyta; Trebouxiophyceae; Chlorellales; Chlorellaceae. The record is from RefSeq and is a predicted model, not a curated record. Gene Ontology annotation, molecular function: protein binding; beta-amylase activity.